CCUUCGGCAUGUGAAUACAUGGAAGCGAGGCUUCGAUGUGUGAUUCUUCAUUUCGAAAAUGCCGAGCAAAAAAAACAAGAAUCAGCCUAGAAAUGCCUUCUAUUUUUACAUGGUUUCUCUACGUCCACAGUUGGAGAGACAAGGAGUUGUUCUCGAGAAUGGCAUGCAGACUUUGUCGGAGUUAGCAGGCCCUCGAUGGAAGGAAUUACCAGAACAUGAAAAAGAGAUCUACCAGGAAAUGGCCAGACAGGCCAAGAACAACCGCAAACAUGGUGCUCUUCGCAAUGAUCGUAUGGACUGCACAGGGGAGCUCAUAUCGAGAAGAGUUGACACGAUAAGUUUAAAUGAAAACAAAAGACGGAAAGAGAGAGAGGAGGUGCGGCACAUUUGGCCCCCUGGAAAAUUGGUGGCAGAUGAGAGAUUCUACAUGAUUGGCUUUAUGUCACUCCUUCCUGAACACGACGAUGAGCUACCUGUGGAAGUGGGUGUGGCAGAAUUCACUUUGAAUGGAGGGAUAACGCGUACCCUACACAGGUUUAUCAGACCAGGUGAAAUUCCUCUUGGGUUCCGCUAUGAAGCAAUGAGCAACAGUGAAAAGUCUCAUAAGAUUCCUGUUAAUGGUCUUGCAAAGAAGGAGGACAACUACCGAAGGAUCUUAUUGGACAUUCUCAAGUUUGUCAACCCUGAGGGGGCGCCCGUUUUCCCUCCAGUCUACAGUCGGGCUUCUGAAACAAAGCAAACAGAUUCUUGCUUGGAUUGGCUUGCAAGGCAUGCUGAAAUGCCCAACAAGCUGCGCAAGGUGUAUGAACUUGAAGGACUCAUCUGCGACUUGUUUUCACAUGUUGACCAGAGGAGCGAGUACUCUGGCAUCUCUAAGGCACAAGCAUCCGACCUGCUCUCUUCCACAGUGUUUGAUUUUGAGCCUGGAGCAAGGUGUGACUGGCAUGAGCAGCAGGAGGUCAAGUUCUGUGCCUUGGGAACAGCCAAGAGAUAUUGUUACUGCAUGGCUGAUUUUCUCUGCCCAAAAUAUGAGAUAACCCUCACACCAUCACAUGUACCUGAAAGACCAGAGGGAACAUUCUGCACCACACUGAAUGAACCAGGUUUAGCCCCAAUGACAUUGAGAGCACCGCCUGGACGCGGCAGCACUACCACAAGCAAUGACCCAUUCCCAAGCCGUGAUUAUCGGUACAAGGGGAUGACACCCUCUUCUGUAGCUAGUAGUGAUGCAGGUGGUGAUGAUGACGAAGAAUCAAGUCAAUACCACCGCAGUGGACCAACAUAUGAUAUGCGCAGCCUUCAGAACGACCCAAUCCCCGACCAGCAACAGAGGCUUUUACAACAACAGCGACAGCAGCAACAGCAACAAUUUGCACAGGGCUCUAACGCUUUUCGACCUCUUGGGCGUGGUAGGGGAAGGGGUGCUCCUAUGGGUCAGCCACUCCGCAGACCUAUGGCCCCAGGAAGGGUGCCCUCAGCUGGAAGAGGCGCUCGUGUUGAUGGUUCAUGGGGAAAUACUGCUCCGACUGAAACCACUACAGAAACAGUUGCAGAGUGGGCAAGGGUAGGGCGAGGAUCAGCCCGACAGCCAGAUACAAGACCAAAAGUGUAUGCUGGGGCAGCCACCGCUCCCCACCCGUCUUUUGCCCCGCCUCCACCCAUUGCCUGGCAGAGAGACCAGUAUAACCCCAGUUACCAGCAAGACCAGGACUUCCCACCCCUUCGAGUUGCUAGUGGAGGAUAUCCAGGGAAUACGGGCAGUUACAGUAAUCGUCCAGGAAAUGUAGAGGACAUGGACGGUUAUAAUGAAGUAGCAGCAAGUAUGGCUAGGAUGAAAAUGGGGAACAAUUAUUAGAAGACAUUUUACUCUAUUGAACAGAAGUUUGUUUUAGAAUCUGCAGACAAAACGAAGAAAAAAUACCAAAAAAAUAGGAUGACCUCUACGUUGGGAUCUGAAAACACGAUGUUAAAUACGAUAUUUAGGAAAUAAAUUGAGAGAAAAAGAACAAAAAAAUAGGGUGCCUAAAUAUGUUGGAGCCUGAAAGCAAAGUUUUAUAAUCAGACGUCUUAUAAACUGACUUCUGUUUAAUCACAAUAUGCAUUUGAUUCUUAUAAAAUUUCAAAUCAUCCAAACUUGUAUGUAUAUUAGAAAAGUGGAGGCAAGCCUCUGCCCUUCACAAAACACUCCCACAAUUUUACUCCACUGCAUUAUUGUCUGGUGAUGAAGCUCUAUCAUGCUCGAGAGUCCAGUCGUUGACAGCUGGGUCCCCGAUCAUGAAUUCAGCUGUCUAAUGUAGUUGCAUAUGAUCCACUCGUUAUUAUUCAUAUUUUUUUUUCAGAAUGCAUUAAAGCUAUUUAUCAAAUGUU
Molecule: messenger RNA, 2367 nt
Organism: Nematostella vectensis (starlet sea anemone)
Lineage: Eukaryota; Metazoa; Cnidaria; Anthozoa; Actiniaria; Edwardsiidae
Product: protein maelstrom homolog
Exons: 11
Coding region: 59-1855 (598 amino acids)
Biological process (GO): male meiotic nuclear division; negative regulation of DNA-templated transcription; spermatogenesis
Cellular component (GO): nucleus; P granule
Molecular function (GO): sequence-specific DNA binding
Source: RefSeq, a predicted model, not a curated record